Molecule: messenger RNA, 3804 nt
Organism: Aspergillus clavatus NRRL 1
Lineage: Eukaryota; Fungi; Ascomycota; Eurotiomycetes; Eurotiales; Aspergillaceae
Product: putative sensor histidine kinase/response regulator
Exons: 5
Coding region: 1-3804 (1267 amino acids)
Biological process (GO): phosphorelay signal transduction system; protein autophosphorylation
Molecular function (GO): histidine phosphotransfer kinase activity; phosphorelay sensor kinase activity
Source: RefSeq, a predicted model, not a curated record
AUGGAACGACCAUCGACCUCUCGCGAUGACCAUAGCGCCGGUCGUAGAGCUCGUGAGCUCUAUCGCUACUUUCAACCCGAACGAUUAACUCCUCUAGAGGUGAACGAUGCCCCUCUCGCCGACAAUGUCCUCCCUCCAGCCGUCGCGCAAGCUCUCGAUGCCUCCAUCCAUGCAUCCUCCGCACCACCUCCACCGCCGCCCCCACCACAACUCUCACCACCGCUUGUCACAACAGAUGUCCCCUCAGACCAUUCCUCUCCCUCGUCGCCAGUUGUGCCGGAAACACUCGUUCUAGGCCAGAAUAAUGCCACCUUGACAUCCUUCGCCCAUCUGGCAGCUCUGCGUUUAAAUGUGGAGCGCGUCAUCAUCAGUGUGUCAGAUCGAGAUUCACAAUUUAUUCUCGCACAGGCGAGUCAGUCCCCCAUCGGCAGUUUCGCUCGUGAAUAUGAGGCAGGCGGAGAUGGCGUAUGGGACGGCUGUUCCACUUUACCAGCCAGCGCCUGGACAAUGUGUGAGUCUACCGUUGCGCUUCCGCCAUCGUCGAGGGAUCCCCGAGAAUAUAGUUUCUUAGUCGUCAACGAUCUCCAGGACAGCCAACUCUACAAAAAUACCUCUUUCGUCGCCGAAGGGCCUCAGUUUCGGUUCUACGCAGGUACACCGCUGACCACCGAGACGAAUAUCAACAUUGGAUGUUUCUUUGCCUUGGACACCAAACCCCGUGAGGAUUUCUCCGACUUGGAGAAGGAGACGCUGGGGUCUCUGGGCAUGCUGAUCAUGGAGUAUCUGCAGGUGAGCCGGCAGGCCUCCGAGGGAAGACGUGCCGCGCGAUUGUCUCGAGGUCUGAGUUAUUUCGUCGAGGGCAGCUCGAGCUUUGUUGAUCCGCCUCCCUCCUGCUCCGGUAGUGCGGCCACCACCUUCAGCACCCCCGCGUCCUCAAAUGUGCGCACCAAUCACCUUUCUGGCGACUCGUCCCAAAGCUUCGAACACCCCGGUAAACGAUCCAACAGCGUCGAUGCACGCUCCUUCAGCUCGGUCUCGGACUCGAAAGUCGACCAGGGCGAUCAAAAUGUGUCGUCCGGCCCGGACACACCGCUUCCGGAUUGGUGGGCAGGCAGCCGGAAGAAAGGGUUGAAUCUGGAUGAAUCACAUGGCAACUCCUGGGCGUUCCGAAGGGCAGCCAACCUCCUCCGAGAGAGUCUCGAGCUGGAUGGGGACGGCGGCGUUAUGUUUCUCGAGGUCAACAACAGGCAUAUGCUCGAUGUCGAUACAGGAAGUGAUUGCUCCGGGGACAACAAUGGUCCACCCGCCCCGGUGCUCGCCAUCUCCACCAAGGACGAGCCCUUUGCGCCGGGACCCGGCUCCGCGGUGCUCUAUCCAGCGGCCAACUUUGACAGCGGAUUCCUACACCAGCUGCUGCGUCGAUACACCAAGGGCAAGCUCUGGUCAUUCCACCGGGACGGCAUCCUGUCCAGCUCGGACGAUGAGAAAAAGCCCAGCCGGAACCGCUCACGGGGCACGAAACCGGCGGAUGUGCCCAGGAACAGUGGCAGGCGUUGGAAACAGUCGGAGAAUGCGAUGCUCAAUUUGUUCUUCCCGAAUGCAACGCAAGUAAUGUUUAUUCCUUUGUGGAACGCCGCGAACUCUCAGUGGUUUGCCGGUUGUUUCUGCUGGAAUACCAUCGAGACACGAGUCUUCAGCCCCUCGGUCGAGCUGAGUUCGGUGCUGGGCUUCGGCUCGUCCAUCAUGGUUGAAUGCAACCGAGUCCAAUCGCUGAUAUCCGACCGCCAGAAGGGCGACUUCAUCGGAAGUAUAUCGCAUGAACUUCGUAGCCCCCUCCACGGCAUUCUUGCUGCCGCCGAGUUUCUGCACGGCACGGAGCUCGAUGAGUUUCAGCUAUCACUCCUCGAAACCAUCAACGCGUGUGGUCGGACCCUGUUGGACACCAUGAACCAGGUUCUGGAUUUCAGCAAGAUUGUCUCCAUCGAGCGGACCUGGCGCCAGCUCAAGCGAAACAAGGCCUCCGCAUCGGAGUUCAGGGACAUGGACAAAGCGGCGGCCCAUCUGGACACGUACGUGGCCACCGAUCUCGCCAUUUUGGCGGAGGAGGUCGUGGAAGGCGUGUGCUUGGGCCACACCUACGGUCAGAAGUCUAUGGCAUCCUCGGAUCAAUCCGCGACGUUGCCCAAGUCGGCCGCCACGUGGUCGAUUCCGCGGCAACAAACCAAGUCUGACAAUGUGUUGGACGCCGAGGUAGAGGUGGUGAUGGACAUCGCUCAAAACGACUGGAUGUAUCGGACCCAGCCCGGUGCUUUGCGGCGUAUCAUCAUGAAUGUUUUUGGUAAUGCGAUGAAAUACACCGACUCUGGCCGCGUCUCGGUGCACUUGGGGAUGACGGAGGCAUCCGAAGGUCGUUCGCGGCGACACGGUGUGGAAGAGCUUGUCACUCUGACCGUCUCCGACACGGGCAAAGGGAUCUCGGAAGAGUUUUUGCGUGGGCGGCUGUUCACCCCAUUCGCGCAGGAGGAUACGCUGGCAGUGGGGACGGGCUUGGGCCUCUCCAUCGUUCGGAGUCUCGUCAAGUCCUUGAAUGGCACGAUUAACAUCCACAGUCAACCGGGAGAAGGAACGACUGUCAAGGUGUCUCUACCGCUGACACGGCCUGGACCGGAAGAAUACGCCGAGGACGCACUCCUUUCACCAUCGAUUCCAGCGAGGGAGGAUGGCGUGAUGAACGAGGCCUUUUCUCUUCGUGAUAGUCAUGGCGGCCGACGCGUUGCGAUCUUGGGGGUGGAGCCCGCUGAAGCCGCUAAGCAUCGCUUCUGGUCCAUCAUCGUCCGGUAUCUCACCGACUGGUACGGUCUGAAACUGGUUUCGUGGUCGUCCCAGGAGCCCAUCGACGUGCUUCUUGCGGAUGAAGCGUGUUUGGCCAUGAAUCCCAAGAAAGAUAUCAAUGGUAUGUUGCCGGCACUCCUGAUUCUCUGCAACAAGUCGAUAGACUACAGCACCAUCCGCGGGGAGUGGUCUCCAAUUGCCGCGUUUGUCGACAUCAUCCGCCGCCCAUGUGGCCCGCACAAGCUCGCCCGGUGCAUCAGGAAGUGUCUUGACAAUGUGCAGCGGGGACAUUUCGUACCCCGGCGCAUCGAGCUUCCCAGCCGGCCUCGCCUGUAUGAUAGCAGUCUCUCCUCGGCCGUGCAGUCUCUGCCCGCCUCGGAAUUCCCUACUUCUGAAUCCAUACUCGAUACUUCGGACGCGGCAACGACGCCACCGGAAGGGUCAAGCGGGUCACAAAGCUCGCGUGACGGCGGCGGCGAAACCUCUUCCACCAGCAUCUCCUCUGCCUCACCGCUGCCCACGCCACCCGAAAUGGCGGAAUCCAAGCUUGGCGAACGCAGAACGCGGAUUCUCGUGGUGGAUGACAACUCGAUCAACCUGAAUCUCAUGCUGACGUUCAUGAAGAAACGGGAUCUGGCGGUGUUGGACUCUGCCGAGAAUGGCAAGUUGGCCGUGGACGCGGUGGAGAAGAUGCAGCAGGGCUAUGACCUGAUUUUCAUGGAUAUGUCCAUGCCGGUCAUGAACGGGUUCGAGGCGACACGGGCUAUCCGCUCAUUGGAGAAAGAGCGCGACGGCUGCGGACCGGCGACGAUCAUCGCGCUGACGGGUCUCAGCAGCUCGCGUGACGAAACGGAGGCGCUGACAUCGGGCGUGGAUCUCUUCCUGACCAAGCCGGUGUCUUUCAAAGAAGUCUCGCGACUACUUGAUGAAUGGAAGGAACGCAAGUCGUCGGUGGCGGCGUCUCCUUCCUGA